UUCCAUUAGAAAUAUAAAGAAUGCGCAAACGCUUUGGGUUUGUUUGGGAGUGAAUUAAAUAUUUGGAUCUUCCAACAGAUCUACGUAAUACGUGGGAGUCGCCACCUGCAUCACAUUAGACUUUUGGAAAGGGAAAGAGAACAGGAGUAGUGAGAGAAAGCUUGGAGUUGCAGGCUACAAUGGCGGACGCUGAAGAAGUGAGCAACAAGCAGGUGAUUUUCAGGGACUACGUCUCUGGUUUUCCUAAAGAAUCCGACAUGUACAUGACCACUUCCACGAUAAGCCUCAAGGUUCCAGAAGGUUCCAAGGCCGUGGUGGUGAAGAACCUCUACUUGUCAUGCGAUCCCUACAUGCGGCCUCGUAUGAGCUACACUACGGACAGCUACAUCCACUCCUUCAAGCCUGGUUCGGUUAUAAGUGGAUAUGGAGUGGCAAAAGUUUUGGAUUCUGGGCAUCCAAACUUCAGCAAAGGGGACUUGGUUUGGGGAUUUACCGGAUGGGAAGAGUAUACUCUCAUUACAGCACCAGAGUCUCUGUUUAAAAUUCCCAACAACGAUGUCCCCCUUUCAUACUAUAUUGGAAUUCUUGGUAUGCCUGGUAUUACUGCAUAUGCUGGUUUUUACGAGAUUUGCUCUCCUAAGAAAGGAGAGUAUGUCUAUGUUUCAGCUGCAUCAGGAGCAGUGGGUCAACUUGUUGGCCAGUUUGCGAAGUUGAUAGGUUGCUAUGUUGUUGGAAGUGCUGGAAGUAAAGAAAAGGUUGAUCUGUUGAAAAACAAGUUUGGGUUUGAUGAAGCUUUCAACUACAAAGAAGAGCAGGAUUUGGUUGCAUGCUUGAAAAGGUACUUCCCUGAAGGCAUUGAUAUUUACUUUGAGAAUGUUGGGGGGCCGAUGCUUGAUGCGGUUCUAGCUAACAUGAGAGUCCAAGGCCGCAUAGCUGCCUGCGGGAUGAUUUCCCAGUACAAUCUUGACAAGCCCGUGGGUGUGUACAACUUGAUGAAUAUCAUCAAAAAGCAGAUCAAAAUGCAAGGAUUUGUCGCUGGGAGCUACUUUCACCUCUACCCCAAAUUUCUGGAGAUGAUUCUGCCUCACGUCAAAGAAGGGAAGGUUGUAUAUGUGGAAGACAUAGCUGAAGGCCUUGAGAGUGCUCCACAGGCUCUUAUUGGCCUCUUCUCCGGGCGCAAUGUUGGGAAACAGGUUGUUCUAGUUGCUAGGGAAUGAUUUACUUCAUUCUACAUCCUUUUUCUUCUAGAUUCCAUGGAAUAUCAUCUAUGAUAAUGCUCCUUUUGUUCCUAUUGGAAAAUAAUGAGUUGACUCCUGAUGUGUUAUGUUCAGUGUGUGAGAGUCUGAGUUGUUAACAAAGUUCAUAUUUUCCGAUUUCCUUGUAAAUAAACUUAGAUGAGAUUCUUAUUU
This is a messenger RNA of Vitis vinifera (wine grape), 1409 nucleotides long. Its product is annotated as NADP-dependent alkenal double bond reductase P2-like. Bases 180 to 1217 code for a protein of 345 amino acids. NCBI's taxonomy places the organism in Eukaryota, Viridiplantae, Streptophyta, Magnoliopsida, Vitales, Vitaceae. Gene Ontology annotation, molecular function: 2-alkenal reductase [NAD(P)H] activity. The transcript has 5 exons. The record is from RefSeq and is a predicted model, not a curated record.